Urocitellus parryii (Arctic ground squirrel) is the source of this 3627-nucleotide messenger RNA. RefSeq names its product catenin alpha like 1 (gene Ctnnal1). Gene Ontology annotation, molecular function: cadherin binding; actin filament binding. Lineage: Eukaryota; Metazoa; Chordata; Mammalia; Rodentia; Sciuridae. Gene Ontology annotation, biological process: Rho protein signal transduction; cell adhesion. The record is from RefSeq and is a predicted model, not a curated record.
GGGGCGGGGCCUGCGGGGAGCGGGCCGCGGGCUGCGCGGGUGCAGUGCGGCGGCCGCAGAGCCGUGGGCUGACUGGCUGUGGGCCGCGGGCCCGCAGCGGCGCGGAGAGCAGGCUGCAAGACCUGCGCGGGGUCAUGGCUGCCUGUCCCGGCCCCGCCGGUACUGGAGCAGUCCACGCCGCCGGCCCGUCAGGCUUCGCCUUCGACUCAGAACUCGAGAUCAAAACUCGGUCGGUGGAGCAGACGCUGCUCCCGCUGGUUUCUCAGAUUACCACACUUAUUAAUCAUAAAGAUAACACCAAAAAGUCUGAUAAAACUUUGCAAGCAAUUCAGCGUGUGGGACAAGCCGUCAACCUGGCAGUUGGAAGAUUUGUUAAAGUGGGGGAAGCUAUAGCCAAUGAAAACUGGGAUUUGAAAGAAGAAAUAAGUAUUGCCUGUAUUGAAGCUAAACAAGCAGGAGAAACAAUUGCAGCGCUUACAGAUGUGACCACCUUGAAUCAUCCAGAAUCUGAAGGCCAGAUCAUGAUUUUUACAGACAAAACAGGAGUUAUAAAGGCAGCAAGAUUACUUCUCUCUUCUGUAACAAAAGUGUUGCUGCUGGCAGACCGAGUAGUUAUCAAACAGAUAAUAGCAUCGAGAAAUAAGGAUUUGAAAGAUGAAAAGAAAAAGGCAAAAAUGGCAGCAGCUAGGGCAGUUCUUGAAAAGUGUACAAUGAUGCUUCUCACAGCUUCAAAGACAUGUCUCAGGCAUCCCAACUGCGAAUCAGCUCAUAAAAACAAAGAAGGAGUGUUUGACCGAAUGAAAGUGGCAUUGGAUAAGGUCGUUGAAAUUGUGACUGACUGUAAACCAAAUGGAGAGUCUGAUAUUUCAUCUAUCAGUAUUUUUACUGGAAUUAAAGAAUUCAAGAUGAAUAUUGAAGCUGUACGGGAGAACCCUUAUUUUCAGUCCAAAGAGAACCUUUCUGCAACAUUGGAAGUCAUCUUGGAGCGCACGGAGGAUUUCACGGAUUCUGCUUACACCAGCCAUGAGCAUAGGGAACGCAUCUUGGAACUGUCAACUCAGGCGAGAAUGGAACUGCAGCAGUUCAUUUCUGUGUGGAUUCAAGCUCAAAGCAUCAAAACAAAAAGUAUUGCUGAAGAAUUGGAACUCACUGUUUUGAAAAUCAGUCACAGUCUCAAUGAACUUAAGAAAGAACUUCACAGUACAGCAAUGCAGCUGGCAGCAGAUCUGUUAAAAUACCAUGCUGACCACGUGGUUUUAAAAGCAUUAAAACUUACUGGAGUAGAAGGAAAUUUAGAAGCUUUGGCUGAAUAUGCCUGUAAACUCUCUGAACAGAAAGAACAGCUUGUUGAGACCUGUCGAUUAUUGAGACAUGUAUCUGGGACAGAACCUCUUGAAAUAACCUGUAUACAUGCAGAGGAGACAUUUCAAGUGACUGGCCAACAGAUAAUUUCUGCUGCCGAAACACUGACAUUGCAUCCAUCUAGUAAAAUUGCUAAAGAAAACCUUGAUGUAUUUUGUGAAGCUUGGGAAUCUCAGAUUAGUGACAUGUCAACACUGCUGAGAGAAAUCAAUGAUGUGUUUGAAGGAAGACGAGGAGAGAAGUAUGGCUACCUUUCACUUCCAAAGCCAGUGAAGAAUAAUGCAAACCUGAAAUCAUUAAAGCUGGACAAGCCUGACUCUGAGGAGCAAGCCAAGAUAGCAAAGCUUGGACUUAAGUUGGGUUUGCUCACCUCUGAUGCUGACUGCGAAAUUGAGAAGUGGGAGGAUCAGGAGAAUGAGAUUGUUCAAUAUGGACGGAACAUGUCCAGGAUGGCCUAUUCUCUAUAUUUAUUUACUAGAGGAGAAGGGCCACUGAAAACUUCCCAGGACUUAAUUCAUCAUCUAGAGGUUUUUGCUGCAGAGGGUUUAAAGCUUACUUCAAGUGUACAAGCUUUUUCAAAACAGCUGAAAGAUGAUGACAAGCUUAUGCUUCUUCUGGAAAUAAACAAGUUAAUUCCUCUAUGCCACCAGCUCCAGACAGUAACUAAAGCAUCUUUGCAGAAUAAAAUGUUUCUAAAGGUUGAUAAGUGUAUUACAAAGACAAGAUCCAUGAUGGUUCUCUUGGUCCACCUUCUCUCACUUUGCUACAAAUUGCUGAAGAAGCUUCAGAUGGAAAAUAACAGAUGGGUCUCGGUUACAAAUAAAGACRCUGUGGACAUAAAAACUUGAGAAGCUCUGGGGCCAGAUCUCUGGAACAUCAUGUGGCAAAGCUGACAUUUUUAAGAAGCAAACGACUCUAUAUUUUCAGAAAUUCAACAGUUUUAUAAUGAAAGCAGCACUGAAAUCUUGCUUAUUUUCUGAUCUUCAGAUUGUGAUGCUUUCUGACAACUAAUAAAUGCCACRGUAGUUGCUAGAAUUCUAACUGCAGUACGAUUUUAAAAUGUGACAUUGCAUUAAUAAUGUUCUUUAAACAUUAAACCAAAUAUCCCCGACUGUCUUAAUGACAGUUGAAUCCAAUCCAAAGAAGCUAUUUUGAAUAAGGGCUCAACUUUGGCAUAUUGUACCUUAACUAUUUUUUAUUUAAGCUUAUUCUCUAGAACCCUAAUUUCAGGAGAAAAUAUACAGUAACCUGGGUGAACACAGGGCUUUCCUUUAACCUUUGGACUCUUCAUUCCCUGUCCAGGUAUGACAGGGGCCCCUUGGAUGCCCCAGCAGACCCCCCAUGCUAGUGGCAGUUGUUUUCUAACAAGCAUUUCAGUGUAAGGGUUAUUAUGCCAUGUGUCCUUCUCUAAGGCAGGUAAUGGAAGUCACUCAUAAAACCCUGGAGCAACUCCUGGAGGAGAUGGAUUUUAAAUUUUUUUGUAGUGCUGGGGCUCAAAACCAGGGCUUUGUGCAUGCUAGGUAAGCUUUCAUCACUGAGCUACACUCCCAGCCAAAGGUAACUCUUUUGGUUCUAGUUCUAGCAUAGUUGGUCAAUGUGCCCUACUAGGUGGAAUCCUCAGUCUUUCUUACUGGCUUAUAAAACAAUUUCUAACUACCCUUCUUAUUAGUUGGCGGAAUGGCAGGUAAAAAGGACACUGGAACCAAUGAACUGUUUAAAUUCUGAAUAAUAAUAUAUUUUAUAUAUGUGGCAAUGUAAUGUUCAUCAUAAAACAAAUAAACAUCUUUUUGAGUAUUUUUAAUUUUAGUGUUUGAAGCUUUUUCUGUUUUUGUGGGAUGGAUCUUUGAUUGAAGGAUCUGGUUUAUGGGUUUUCUCCCUGUGAUACUAUACAGUUAACACUGUUUUGGAAUGGUGUCAGCUUAUACCCCAACACUUUGAAAUUCAUUUUGAAAUCAGUCAUGUCAUCAAUUGCAAAAGGCAGUAGAUAUGAGCUGGUCUGAUGAUCAUGAUCUUUACCUGUGUCAGUGAACACAAUCCAUGUUCACAAAAGAUUCUAAAAAAUCAUUUUGUCACUAACUAGCUAGUUGGUAUUUGUCAAAUAUUUUUACUAUAGUCAUGGGGGGGCGGAUGGGAUGCACUCAGCUGUUAGUGACCUUCAUAAAAUACCUAUUUAAAUAAUCAAGUCAUCAAACAUGAUUUUUAUUCUGUGAAAUCAAAAGUCUCAAAUUACAAUAAAAAUUGAAUGAUAUGUUAUUUGUAAAUUAA